AUGAGGAUAGGAGAACAAUAAGUGAUAGAGAUAAUACAGGAACAAAAAAGAUCAAGGGAAAGAAAAGUAAUUAGUAUGAUAGAAUAUCUUUGUGAAAAUAUACAUGGAUUAUAUUAAGAUACAAUUACAUUUUUUAUUGACAUGAAACAGGCGCUAUGGAAUGGUGGGAGAGAAGAAUUAUAAGACUAUAAAGAGAGCGAAAUAAGAGAAGAAGCUAAAUACCUAGAAACAUACAUUUAGAGAACAAAAUAAACGAUAGCAGAAACGGAAGUAGGGAUAAUAAACGUAGAUUAGAUUAAAAUUAAAGGAGUUGUAGAAAUAGAUUGGAUUUUAUGCAGAAUAAAGAAAAGAUAAUUCUUCACUAUUCUGAAAAAGAAAAACCAUACUUCUCUACAUCUCUAUCCGAUGCAAAUAAAAAGAACCUACAAGAAUGUUUGUAAACAAUAAUAAUAUCAUUAAAAUUAUUCAAAGAUUUAUAUUGAAUCCUGUUAAAAAAAAGUUUAUUAAAUCUAAUUUAAUCAACAAAAUUUGAUAUAGUUUGCUUUUUUAAAUAUGGAUUAUGGCUAUAAUUACAACCAAAUGAUUAUGAUUAAUAUAUUUAAUAAGUAAAAAUUAAUCUAAAUCUCUUAGAUAGCAGAAAUUUGGAUUGGAGGAGUGA
Messenger RNA from Paramecium sonneborni, 658 nucleotides. NCBI's taxonomy places the organism in Eukaryota, Ciliophora, Oligohymenophorea, Peniculida, Parameciidae. The record is from the annotation of a GenBank genome assembly.